Messenger RNA from Rubroshorea leprosula, 1633 nucleotides. The record is from the annotation of a GenBank genome assembly. NCBI's taxonomy places the organism in Eukaryota, Viridiplantae, Streptophyta, Magnoliopsida, Malvales, Dipterocarpaceae.
UUUAUUCCUCUUAGCCUCGACAACCCAUAGAGAUACAGCCAUGCCAUUAAGGGUUCUUUCAGCGCUCGACAAUGCCAGAAUCCAAUAUUAUCAUUUCAAAGCCACCGUCAUCGCCGGCAUGGGACUCUUCACCGACGCCUACGACUUCUUUUGCAUCCCUCCGAUAACCAGACUCCUCGGCCACAUAUACUACAACGACGACCCCCCCACCCGUGUCAGCUCCACCUUGAUCACCGUGGUCCUCUUAGGCGCCGCCAUUGGUCAACUCGUAUUUGGCGUCCUCGGUGACCUAAAGGGACGGCGCCGCGUAUACGGACUGUCCUUGACGAUCAUGGUUCUUAGCUCUGUCGUUUGUGGGUUCUCUAUUUGCGGGGUGACAGGUUGCGUCUUGGGGAGUCUAGUGUUCUUCCGAUUCUUGCUUGGAUUGGGGAUCGGCGGAGACUACCCCUUGUCAGCAACGAUUAUGGCGGAGUUUGCUAACAGGAACACGCGCGGUGCGUUCAUAGCGGGAGUGUUUUCCAUGCAGGGUAUUGGGAUUUUGGCGGCCUCAGGUGUGACAGCGGUGGUUUGUUCGUCAUUUGACAAGUAUUCUAAGAAGUCCAAGGAUUAUAUGACGACGGAUGUUGAUAUUGCGUGGCGGUUGAUUCUGAUGAUCGGCGGAGUUCCGGCUGCGUUGACUUUUUACUUGCGGAUGAUGAUGCCGGAAACUGCUAGGUUUACGGCACUGGUGGAGAGAAAUCCGGUGCAAGCGGCCGUGGAUAUGGGCAGAGUGUUAGACGUUCCAAUGAAUGAAAUUGCAGAGGACGCCCCAAUACCGGCACACCCACCAACCUAUCCCCUGUUCUCUAAGCAAUUCUUGCACCGCCAUGGCCGCGACCUCUUCUACUGUGCAGCCUCCUGGUUCCUGGUCGAUGUAGCAUUUUACGCUAACAACCUCGUCCUAUCUACGGUAUUUUUCUACUACGUAGACAAGCCUACCAACGUCUAUCAUUUAGCUUUAAAAGUUGCCAGUCUCCAAGCAAUUGUGGCUGCUGCUGCUACAAUUCCAGGGUACUGGUUCACCUACUAUUUCAUUGAUCGGAUUGGGAGGGUGAAAAUCCAAAUGUUUGGUUUUUUAAUGAUGGCAUUGGUUUAUUUUGCAAUGGGUAUACCGUACAAGGACUAUUGGUUCAAACAGGUACAAAAUUCUAAGAAAAGCAGAGUAGGUUUCUCAAUCCUGUAUGGGCUAACAUUCUUCUUCGCCAAUUUUGGCCCCAACACGACCACUUUUAUAGUACCGGCAGAGAUGUUUCCUGCCAGAUUCAGAUCCACUUGUCAUGGGAUCUCUGGAGCCAUUGGAAAGGUGGGAGCGAUUGUGGGAACUAUUGGAUUUCAAUGGGCAUCGUCAACAAAUGCUAAUUCCGAUUAUCCACAUCCUCAUAAAAUGACUGUGGCAUUCGUGAUAUGGGGAGUGGUGUGUCUUCUGGGUGCGCUGGUGACGUAUUUCUUUGCGAGGGAAACCAAAGGUCUAUCCCUUGAGGACAAUGAGAUCGAUGAAUAGAAGUUUUAAUUCCAAGUUGUUGUACUCCCUCUCUCCCAUUUUAGUUGUCACUUUUUUUUUUAUUAAGUUUACUAAGAAAUUUAUUAAUUUUGA